Messenger RNA from Lactuca virosa, 297 nucleotides. NCBI's taxonomy places the organism in Eukaryota, Viridiplantae, Streptophyta, Magnoliopsida, Asterales, Asteraceae. The record is from the annotation of a GenBank genome assembly.
AUGAGAAGAAGAACCGCAUCGUCUAGUUCAUCGGAACCUACACGGAUCAUCUACAAAGAAACGUUGGUGCCUGGUUUGAAGAGCUAUAUUGAUGCCGAGAAACAGAAGGUUGUUGAUAAAUUACAAUCUUUUGCCAAAUCUUCAAGGGAUGGUUGGAGAACAGAGCUUCCAAGUUCAGGAUUAGGAAAUAGGGUUUUAGAGCAAAUGAAAAAUGAGAAAGAAAAGGAUGCAGCUUGGCAAGGAAAAUGUUCUGGUAUAUUGGAGGAAAUGAAUCUGAAGGUCACUUUUCGUAGAUAA